Messenger RNA from Zeugodacus cucurbitae (melon fly), 3879 nucleotides. RefSeq lists its product as uncharacterized. NCBI's taxonomy places the organism in Eukaryota, Metazoa, Arthropoda, Insecta, Diptera, Tephritidae. The transcript is spliced from 8 exons. Bases 1352 to 2722 code for a protein of 456 amino acids. The record is from RefSeq and is a predicted model, not a curated record.
GCCGUUUCGGCAGUUCGUUCGUACGUUGGCACGUUCGUUAUUGGUUCAACAUAUCUCGAUCGUUUGUUUGUUUUAUCGCUGGCCGGUGGCGUAAAAAUACGUUUUGUCUUCGUCAAAAGGCAAGUGGCGCGAGUUGGAAUUGCUUUAUGUUAACGCGAAAAAGAAAUGUUUUCAUGAAAUUUGUUCAAGUGAAUGCUUACUGUUCAAUGUUGUUUGUGUGUAAUGCUUAGUUGUUGUAAAGACACAGAAUUAUUAUUGUUUUGUUUGUUUGUGUGUUUUGAAGCGAACAAGUAUUUUGUUGCAAGUAAAUAAAAAUUCAAAAAAAAAAUAUUUAAAAAAAAUGUUUUAAAUUUUAUGAGUUUGUAGCUUUAAAUAUUAUUGAAAAUUACAUUAAAUACGAAUAAUUUUAUAAAUAUUUGUUGCCUCGUGCCUGUGCUUUGCAUUUAAUUUGCAACAAUUUGCGAAAUAUUUUUCGAAUUCUACCAGAGCUAAUUAAUUGCCACGUAUACGAUGUACAUGCAACACAGUUAGAUGCAGUGCAAGCAAGGAGUUUAAAUAAAGUGUUGUGCCACAAAAAACAACAAAAAUUUAGUUUGGCGUUCACUAAACCAGUUAAAUAUUCGAAAUUAAAUAAGUGUUUGAGCAAAGUGUUUAUUGGCAAUGCAUAUGCAUGAGUGUGUGUGCGUGCAAAUACAUAAAUAUUGGUUAAAGUAUAUACAAAAGUCACAGCUCAACGCACACUUGCCACAAUGAAGUGCGCAAAUUCUUAGCAAAAUGCAAAUUUAAGUUAUACAUUGUUAUUGUUGCUGCGUUUCUACGGAAAUAAAUAAUAAAAUAAAGAGUAAAGUAAUUGACUAAAAGUGCCUAGUGUAUAUGUAGUGUAUCUGUGUAUAUGUCUGAAAGUAUUGUUUGCAUUUCUUAAUAAAACCAAAAAUUCAAGUGCAUAAAGGUAAACAACAACAACCACAAAAAAAAAAUAUCAGCAACAUCAGUGCUUUAACAACAACAACAAAAUAAGAAAUCAUAAAUUCCGCAUGCAAACAAAUGCGUUGAAAGUAGUGGAAUAACGAAUUUUAGGCCGGAAGCGGUGGCUAACGGAAAUUUGCUGAACUGCAGUGCGGAAAUCAGUGAAAAGGUAUGCAUUCCCUACAUUGAUGUAGUAAAUUUAAUAUUAAUGGAGCAGAUAAUCUAAGAUCCCAGCGGCAACAGCUGUAGCACUUAAUCAUAGACUAAGACAACAAAAAAAGGCGAAGCGACUUCGAGCCGCCAACUGCCAAGCGUCAACCAGUGACAGCUACUGCCAAAGUAAUCCGCUUGGCAACAGCUGUCACCACUCAGCUCAGUACGGAAAAUGUUUCCCCGCCUGCCCGGUCCAAUUGGAGCGGAUAUCUUUCUCGGUGCCACCACCACUGUGCGCACUGUGUUCCCGAACUCGCGACUAGAUUCGCUAUCCGGCAACAGCGGUGGCGGCGGCAACAGUGCACAAAAUGAGCAUCAUCACACGCAUCACCAACAGUCUCACGAUGGCACCGUCACCCCAGCGCCCGCUUUCGGCAAUCAGCUGCAAUCGCCGAGCAACGCCAAUGAUUUCGCUGCGACGAUGGAUGCUGACAGUGGCGGCGGUGGCGUCGGCGGCGACAGCAGUAGUUUCAGUCCACUAGCUGCUGCGGAUGCGGCGAGUAAUAAUUACCUGCCCGAAGACGAUGCAGAUUGGUGGUCGAAUGCCAUCGAAGAGGACACUUUCGACUCGCCGCUCGCGUUCGAUAGCAGCGAGAAUGGUUUGUGGAAUGGGCGUUUUGUACCGCCACCACCACGCCCACCAUUCCUGGAUGACGGCGUCGCAGCGGACGGACUUACCACCUGUGAUUUAUGUACGUGGGCAUGGCAGCGCAAUGCCUACUCGCUAGAUGGAUCGAUUGAUCAUGCCGGCGAACUCGGUUGGGCGUUCACCUUAAUCAUAGUUUCAAUCAUAUCAGCUCUUAUAGGUGCUAUUGUAAUGGUCAUAGUUCUAAGGUGUAGAAGAAUAAAAUCAGCUAACGGUAAUGCUGGUCGCACACAACCCUGGUGGUGUCGCAACAAUCGCAACGGCGGCUCGAAUGGUCGUUCCACACUAUCCAUCAAACAUCCCGCCGACAGCAUACGAAGACGUCCGAAUAGUAAUUCUGGAGUUUGGUCAUGGAGUCGUCGUUCAUCGGCUAGUCCAGAUCAAAUUGGACCACCGUCAUCGUCGCCCGCCGAGAAUCAUUACACGCACAUGGAUGAUGCUUACAGUCCAGUUAAUGAGGCAUUGUAUGCAGAAUUGGAUCGCGAAUCGGUACGUUCGGCAAAUCCGUCAUAUCAAAAUACGGCCUACAGUCAGUGUGGUGAGAAAUACAACUUCCAACAACACGAACAGGACAUUCCGAUGGUGGUGUCAUCCGCGCCCAGCAGCGCCUAUUACUCCGACCUCUCGGUAACCGCCGUGCCAGGCGGCGGUAAUGAGCGCGCCUACGAAAUCGUUGGCUUAACGGUCAUGUCACAACCCCUUCCCAACUGGGAAGGCGGCAGCAGCGCCGGUGUGCCCGUCGGCGGCGUUUUGGCUAUGGGUGGUGGCGGCACAUUGGGUGGCCUCGGCAGCGGCGGACCGAAUGAAGCUUCGCAGCGACGCAUACCACGCUUGGCGGCCAUCAAUGAGACAAGCACCAGUACCGUCGCGGCAUCAGUGCCCUCGGAUUAUGUAUGAGAUCAGGUGGAUGAGCGGCAGUGCGAGGAGGGUGUAUAGCGAUUUUAAACAGCAUUUAACUGGAAUUAUUACGAACAUACACUUGCAGAAAUUUAUACUUUACAGGUGUUAGUUGUUAAGACGGGCAGUGGGGGUAGGUUAUUUGGAGCGGGAGUGUAGUAGUGUAAACAAAAGUUGUUUCGAAAAAAAAUACGAAAGAGGAAAUUCAACGAGCUUAUAUUUGUUAGUAAAUAAUUUAUUGUGAAUUAUUCAAAACUGUUGAGACAGUGAGAUUCUUGAAAGCAUAAAGCGCUAUUUAUAUAUAGAUUUUAUGUUAGUUUAACAUUUACAUAUAUACAGUAUACAUAGUAUGUGUAUUUAACGUAUAAAGUAAGAAGCUAAGUGCUUACGAUUAUCAAAAAAAUUACCAGAAUUACUAUAUUAUGGUAUGAUAUGGAAGUUAAAAUAAAUAAAAACAAAAUAAAUUAUUUGUAAUUAUUCGAUUGUAAUUGAGUUAGUAUGUAAGUCUGUUAAGAUUUAACGAUUUAAUCGUUGGUGAUAUUUAGCCUAAAUAUUUAGUGUGGCGUUCAAAUAUGAAAGUAAACUUUGUAUACGUUUAGAAAAACACACACACACACACACACACACAUGCGUACAUAAAUAUGUUUUAGACUUAGUGACAGCAAGCUAUGUAUACAAUUUGAAAAUAAGAAAAUAAAGUAGAAUAAAAAAAAAUAUAUUUAAAAAGCUAACAGAGUUAAAACAUAAUUAGAGACAUAUUGAAAUCCUUAAAGGAGCAUAUUAGCAUAAUGUAUACUUAGCUGUUAAGCGUGAAUGUAUGUAAAAUGUACAUAUAUAUGUUAAACUUAGUUUGUGUAUGUACAUAUAAAGUUAUUUUAAUGGAAGAAAAAAUCACAUAUUUAUAUAAUGUAAGUGUUUCCGUAUUGACUGAGCCUAUUUACUUGCAUAUGUCUUUUAACUACUUGUACUAUUAACACAAUAACACGUAAACCAAUAACAAUGACCUUGCCUAAAUAAUGCAUAUUGCAUACAUACAUACAUACAUUAUUUUUACAUGCAUACGUAUACAUACAAGUACAUACAUAUAAUUAUUUACAACUUAAUUGUUAUAGAAAAUAUACAUUCAAUAUUUACAAGCUGCUGAUUUCAAAGAAUAU